CGAUUUGUUUCCAUAUUUUUCGUUUACCAUAUGGGGACAAAGGCGCAUACACGCUUUCACUUUCAACUUCACCUUCCCUUCUCCGCCAUUGUUACUUUCUGAGAAGCUUCCAAGUCAACCCAUAUAGACUUGCUUAUUUGACCUCUUCUGCUUACUUUAUAAUCCUCCUUUCGGACUUUUCAAUAUAACCGUCUACUUGAAGAAUCACUCGUUCUCACGCUUUCGCGGCGGCGAACCAUCCCCUCGCCGAGACGCUCCCGGAGGAGGAGGAGGCGACGGGGUUCAGAUGGCGAACCCAGCGGGAUCAACCGGUGGUGUGAACCUGGACAAGUUCUUCGAAGAUGUUGAAUCUGUGAAAGAGGAGUUGAAAGAGCUAGAUCGGCUCAACGAAGCACUCUCUUCCUCUCACGAGCAGAGCAAGACGCUUCCCAAUGCUAAAGCCGUGAAGGAUCUCAGGUCUAAAAUGGACGGUGACGUUGGAGUCGCCUUGAAGAAGGCCAAGAUGAUUAAGGUUAAACUCGAGGCGUUAGAUCGCGCCAAUGCUGCUAAUCGGAGUCUCCCUGGCUGUGGACCUGGUUCUUCCUCCGAUCGAACCAGGACCUCUGUCCUCAAUGGUCUCAGGAAGAAAUUGAAGGACUCUAUGGAUAGUUUCAACCAUUUGAGGGAGCGUAUCUCGUCCGAGUAUAGAGAAACUGUACAGAGGAGGUACUUCACCGUCACCGGCGAGAAUCCGGACGAAGGAACCCUGGAUCGACUUAUCUCCACUGGAGAGAGUGAGAGAUUCAUGCAGAAAGCUAUACAAGAACAAGGAAGAGGAAGGGUGUUAGACACCAUUAACGAGAUCCAAGAAAGGCAUGACGCGGUUAAAGACAUUGAGAAGAAUCUCAGGGAGCUUCACCAGGUGUUUCUAGACAUGGCCGUGCUGGUAGAGCACCAGGGAGCUCAGCUGGAUGACAUUGAGAGCCAUGUGGGCAGAGCUAGUUCCUUUAUCAGAGGCGGAACAGAGCAGCUACAAACCGCUCGGGUUUACCAGAAGAACACGCGGAAAUGGACAUGUUAUGCCAUUAUUAUUCUCAUCAUCAUCAUCAUUGUUGUGGUUCUUCUUGUUGUUAAACCAUGGAACAGCGGAAACGGCGGAGGUGGUGGUGGUGGUGGUGGAAACAGUGGAGGAGCUCAGCCAAAUUCAGGGCCACCACCAAGUCCUCCUCAGGCAAGGCGUCUAUUGCGUUGAAGUUGAGUUUUGUUAUUUGCAAAUAUAUUCUUUCUUUGUGAAACCUUCAAUCAACCCAGCUUUGUGUUCCACUUUCUACUGCUGGUUCGUUCUUAAUCUCCCUUUUAUUUUGAUUUUUGCUAAAGAAAUUAAAAUUUGGGUUAGAUUAGAAAAUUAGUAAAGCACAUUCUCUUUGCAUCUAUGUUUGCUAUAUAUGGGUUAUUUUUUA
This is a messenger RNA of Capsella rubella, 1439 nucleotides long. RefSeq names its product syntaxin-121. Gene Ontology annotation, biological process: exocytosis; vesicle fusion; intracellular protein transport. Gene Ontology annotation, cellular component: endomembrane system; plasma membrane; SNARE complex. Bases 287 to 1231 code for a protein of 314 amino acids. The transcript is spliced from 3 exons. The record is from RefSeq and is a predicted model, not a curated record. Lineage: Eukaryota; Viridiplantae; Streptophyta; Magnoliopsida; Brassicales; Brassicaceae. Gene Ontology annotation, molecular function: SNARE binding; SNAP receptor activity.